Molecule: messenger RNA, 851 nt
Organism: Chironomus riparius
Lineage: Eukaryota; Metazoa; Arthropoda; Insecta; Diptera; Chironomidae
Source: the annotation of a GenBank genome assembly
ACUUCAUUGCUCAUUGUUUUGUGUACGAGCGAUUAUUUCACGUGCGAUUUAAAUAAAUUAAAUUAUAAUGUCAUCCUUUAAGAAGGCAUCAAAAUUAAACCAGAAAACUCAUCGAGAACGUGGUCAGCCUAAGGCACGCGAGAAGCUAGGCUUAUUGGAAAAGAAGAAAGAUUACAAAGUAAGAGCUCAAGAUCGUAAUGAAAAGGAAGAAACAAUUAAGCUAUUGCGAAAGAAGGCACUUAACAAGAAUCCAGAUGAAUUUUAUCAUCACAUGAUUAAUUCAAAGAUCCAGAAAGAUGAGCAUUUUGAAAAGGAUAAGGAAGAAGAUUUAACGCCUGAACAAAUGAAAUUGAUGGAAACUCAAGACAGUAAAUACAUUAAUAUGAAGCGAGUGAUUGAGAGGAAAAAGAUCCAGAGACUUCAAAGUCAAUUACAUUUUAUCAGUCGUGAAAAGAAAGUCAAGAACCAGCAUAUAUUUUUUGUUGACAAUAUGAAGGAAGCAAAGGAUAUAAAUGAAACUUUACUUUUAACUAAAACAGGAUCAAAGUUAAGUGAGGAAGCUAUUCAAUUGCUAAAUCAAGAACGUGACAAAUCUUACAAGGAAUUAGAAAAGAGGAAAGAACGUGAGAAGGAACUGGCAAAGAUCCAGCGUAAAAUGUCAGUUAAAAAUCUGACAAAAAAGCAAAAAAGUGCAUUUAAACCAAAAGAGCUCCAAGAAGCUGCAAAAUCAUCUCAUGUGAUCUUCAAAUAUAAAUAUCAGAGAAAGAAGUGAAUUAAUUAAAGUUGAUUUUUUUGUAUGAUGAAUUAAGAAAUAAAUAUAGCAAUUUAAGUAUCUCUUUAUCGUUUAUAAU